AAUUUCACUGAAACAAAUUGUGCACCUUGUGCAAUUUUAUUAGAAAAGGGGGGCGAAACUACAAUUUUUUUAUUUUCUGUCGGUCUAACUUAAAAUAUACAAAUUUUCUGGUCCAAAAAGCCACAGGUCUCAGCCGCUCAUCAAUGGCUGCCUUAGCAUUCACUCACCAAAAUCUUCUUCAAUUUACUCCGAUAUUGACGCCUCCAAAACCAAAACUCAAACCCAAAAGAACCAAAACCAAACUCUCUAUCCAAACAAUUACGGCUGUACCACAAGCUUCUUUUACUGACCAGUAUGUUCUCCAAUUAGCUGACGCAUUAGAAGACUCUCUCCCUUCUUCUCCUUCUUCUUUGCCUCUUCAAAAGCUUAGAGACAAUUCGUCGGUAACCCUUCUUUCAACCGAAUGGCCCUCCCGAAAAGAAGAGUCUUUUCGUUUCACAGAUACGUCUUUUAUCAAGAAUUCAGAUAAAAAGCCAAUUUCACACCCACCAAAAUCCCUAACUUUUUUGGAUGUUUCGAGAGAUACCCAGUUUAAAAGUUUUGAUUUUGUUGAUGGGUUUCUUGUGGAUUCUUCAUUUGAUUCAUCAAAGUUGCCUGACGGGGUUUAUGUAGGUAGCUUGUUAAAGUUAUCUUCAGAGGGAAUUCUUAACAGGGUGUGUGAAUUUUUAGGUGAUUUUGAAUGGGGUGAUUUGUUUUGGUCUGUUAAUGGAUUGGGGGCUCCUGAUUUGAUGGUUGUUUAUGUGCCCGAGGGGUGCAGAGUUGAGAAUCCUAUUUAUUUGAAGUACACUUCAGUUGAGGGAGGUGAUGAGGGGUCCAAAAAGAUGCCACUUUCCAAUCCGAGAGUGUUUGUGUUGGUUGAGAAAGGAGGGGAAGUGGGGAUAGUUGAGGAGUUUGCUGGUAAAGAAGGAAGUGAGUGUUAUUGGACUAAUUCAGUCUUGGAGAUGGUGAUUAGAGAAGGAGGAAAGGUUAGGCAUUCUUAUGUGCAAAAACAAUCUUUGAGUGCCGCUCAUAUCAAGUGGACUUCAGUCCGGCAGGAAUCAACUAGUACCUAUGAGCUUGUUGAGGUAAGCACUGGUGGAAAAUUGAGCAGGCAUAAUGUCCAUGUCCAGCAAUUGGGCUCUGAUACAGUAACUGAGUUAACAACAUUUCAUUUGUGUGUUGGUGAUCAAACCCAAGAUCUACACAGUAGAAUAGUUUUGGACCAUCCGAGAGGUUAUUCUCAACAACUGCACAAAUGUAUCGUGGCUCAUUCAUCUGGGCAAGCAGUUUUUGAUGGAAAUGUAAAGGUCAACAGAUAUGCACAACAGACAGAUGCAGGGCAACUAACAAGGAGCCUUCUUCUUGAGCCUCGAGCGACUGUAAAUGUCAAACCCAAUCUCCAAAUCAUGGCUGAUGAUGUAAAGUGCUCUCAUGGAGCUGCAAUAAGUGACCUGGAAGACAGCCAACUUUUCUACUUUCAAGCACGUGGGAUUGACUUGGAAACUGCUAGAAAGGCACUCGUUGUUUCAUUUGGGGCUGAGGUUAUUGACAGGCUACCGUAUUCUUUUGUCCAGAAGCAAGUAAAAGAUCAUGUGAAAGAAUUGCUUGAAUCCACAAGAAAAGGCCCUUCAUAGUCAUCGAUAACUGAUGGUUUAUGUGUCUAAUUAUGAGUAACUAUCAAUUUUUCAAAUAAUCGUCCCUCCAUUCAAGCAAAUUUUGUUCUUGUUUGGAAUAGAGAGGAUUUUAGCUCUACUAUCAAAUAAAAAGUUAUUGCUUAAUUGGUUAUGUUGUUGAGAAAAAUUUUUAUAUAUUUUUUGUGUAUGGUUCAUGGUUCGCACUCUGAUCUUAAGGAGCUCUCCAACCAAAAUGGAAAUGGAAUCCCACAUGGAGAACUAAAGCAAGAGAGUUUGUAGUAUAUAAUAAAAUGUUAACAAACAAUCGCUUGUGUUCGUAGAAAGGAGAGAUGGUUGGCAUCUCCCCUGACAGGGACGGGAACGGCCUUCGGGCUUUCCUGUUAACACAUCCGGUUAAGGCUACCCACCUUUAAAGUGGAUCUGUAACCCAAUUUUU
Messenger RNA from Durio zibethinus, 2049 nucleotides. Its product is annotated as protein ABCI7, chloroplastic-like. The record is from RefSeq and is a predicted model, not a curated record. NCBI's taxonomy places the organism in Eukaryota, Viridiplantae, Streptophyta, Magnoliopsida, Malvales, Malvaceae. Gene Ontology annotation, biological process: iron-sulfur cluster assembly.